AUGUAUGUCGCUGAUCAACAACCGGAGCAGCAAAUUGAGUACCAUGACUACAAUUGGCACCAAAAUAGUGUUGAUCACCAGAAAGAUGCAAAUCUAGUUAGUGCACCCAUCUUUAAUGCUUAUGCCGAUUACAACUCUCAAGCAACCGAUUACAGAGUUGUAUGCCAUUUUAUCCAAUCAGAUGAUAAGUGUGACGUAGAUUGGCAACUUGGCAGCGCGGAUGAACGAGAUCAAAUUCCGAUAAUGCAAGAACUUUCAAUUUCAGCAGCCGACGGUGACCUUGCAACACCUGUCGUUGCAGUCACUGCAGAGUCAGCUAUCAUCGAUGCAUAUCCAGCAGUCCCAAACUCGGCCAGGGAGGUUUCAGCAGACCGAUCAGUGGAUGACAUAAUCUAUGGAGUUGCAAUCGACGCAAUACCAUCAGACAUCGAUGGAGUGUUCGCAGAUUCAGCUAUCAUUGGCACCAGUCCAGCAGGUUUGCUUACAACCGAUUCAACAUCAGGAUAA
Oldenlandia corymbosa var. corymbosa is the source of this 507-nucleotide messenger RNA. The record is from the annotation of a GenBank genome assembly. NCBI's taxonomy places the organism in Eukaryota, Viridiplantae, Streptophyta, Magnoliopsida, Gentianales, Rubiaceae.